UUCUUCAACUGGAGCUGAGUUACAGAGUAACUUGCCAACAGGGCUCCAGCAUUCACUCCACUAAUAAGCUAGAGCAAAGUCCACAACAGGUUUCAUGGAAAAGCGUGAGCAAAGGCCAGAACUUCGGGAAAGGACAACCACAGAGCAGGGCCAAGUCGCCUGUCCUGAGCAGUGGGGGCCAUGAGCUCCGUGCUGGCAAUCUUCUUGCAGGAACUCCCCGGCCCUGUCCUGGUUCUGGGGAUCUUCCUGCCUGUGACCUUGCUGCUUCUCCUCCUUAUUGCCUACUUCAGGAUCAAACUGAUGGCAGUUGAAGAAGAACUGGCUCAGACUUCUGAUCGCCAGAACAAGUUUGGUCCUUCCCUGCGCAAGAGAAUGAGGUGAAGGUGAGGGUUGGUGUCACCAAUGGACAAAGCACCAUGAAUUUCUCAAGGUCACGGAGCAGCAGUCAACAGGGCCACCAGGAAACAAGAAAGAGCAGUUGAACACACCAGUUGCUACAGGACGACUUCUGUGGGAUCCAACGUUAAUGGCAGUUCCUCCGAAAGCACCAUGAACGUAAACUUUUAACGGGCGCAAUGCACCAGGCGUAUCUUGAGUUUCUUUCAUUGUUGACUACGCUUAUUUACUUUGUAGAGAAUACUUUUAAAUUAAAACUUCUAGAUCUCAUCA
Mus caroli (Ryukyu mouse) is the source of this 669-nucleotide messenger RNA. RefSeq names its product small leucine rich protein 1 (gene Smlr1). Lineage: Eukaryota; Metazoa; Chordata; Mammalia; Rodentia; Muridae. The record is from RefSeq and is a predicted model, not a curated record.